AUGCAUUUUAUUGUAUAUGUUUGUAUCUUUAUUAUUGGAUUUGCAACUUUCAUAGUUAAUGGGGCAGCUAUCAAUCAAUCAAAAUCUCUAAACAUUCAAAAUUCAACGGUAUCACAGCUAAAACAACCCGUUGAAGAAACAGAGCGAAUAUUAAUAGGAAAUAGCGACCGAUCAAAGAGAUUAAGAGGAUUACCGUUGUUUCAUCAACGAACAGCACAAUUAACAGCAAAAUUAAAACCCAAAGGUUCUUUACUGUCAACAGCCAAGCCUUCAAUUAAAAAACAAGUACUGAAAAAACCAUUAUGGUUUAACUCAACUUGGCGAAAGUCUUCAUUAAUAAAUAAAAAAAAUAUAGUAAGUUUAAGUGCAGUUAACAACGAUGGUGAAAAUUCUGAAAAUGGUGAAGAAAAUGUUGAAAAUAAGGAAAGUGAGAGUAAUGGAGGUAGUGGAGGUGAAGAAGUUGAUAGUGAUUCUGAAAGUUCGGAAAAUGAACAAGAAAAGGAAAGUAAUACAGAUGGUGUAGUUGAAAAGUCAAAUAACGAUUCCGAAGAUACUGGAAGCGAUGACGAAAGUGACAAUGAUGCGGGUGGUGGCGACGAAGACACAGAUAGUAGUAGCGAAACUACUGAAGACGAAGGAGUUGGGAAUCACGUAAAUGGUGGAGAUAAAGAUGAUGAUGAGGGUUUCGGAGGAGCUGAUAAUGAAGGAACAAAUCAACAUUAUGCAAGUGGAGCUGGAGGUGGAAAUGCAGCUGGUCGAGAUGACGAUGGAGAAAAUGAUGCAGAUAAUGACAAUGAAGGUGCAAAUGUUGGAGGCAAUGGAAACAGACAUAAUAUAGGAGGCUCUGGAGGUGGUAUAGGAGGUAAUGGUAAUAUAGGUGGUACAAAUGGAAAUGUACAUGACUCUGCUUAUGAAACUGAUAAUACUGAAAAUCAAUAUGAUACUGGAAAUGCAGGUGGUACAAAUGCACAAUCUGGAAUGGGUACGGGAGGUAGUGGAUAUCGACCAAAUCCUGGAAUAACCAGUGGAGGGUAUCAAGAAACUAAUGGAAGAUAUCAAGGAAAUACUGCAAACUAUGAACCAACUAAUGAACAGUAUAGAGUAACCAAUGGACCUUAUGGAGUCACUAGAGGAAAUUAUGAAUUAACUACUAGGGGAUAUGGAGAAAAUAAUAGAUGGUAUGGACCACGUAAUAAUAGGUAUAGAGAAAACAAUAGAUGGUAUAAUUCAGGUGAUAGAAGAUAUAGAGGAGGCAAUAGAUGGUAUAGAGGAGGUGAUAGAUAUUAUAAAGGCGGUGAUAAAUGGUAUGGACAAGACAAUAGAAGGUAUAGACAAGGCGAUAGGUGGGAUGGUCGCAGGUAUGGAAUGGAUGGCAGAAGACCAUACGGACCAUACGGACAGGCAAACUAUGUGGGCAGGCAAAAUAUGAAUGGCGCUUUUGCGUAUGUAAAUCCUGGCCAAUCUCGAUAUCAAAGAAAUAAUAUGAACCGUUAUUCAAAUCAAGCACAAAGAAAUGGAAAACCUACUCUAAAAUUUAUUUUAAAAGGAACAGUCGUUAUGCCAAGAACUACUAGACGUCAGUAUAGAGGUAGGAGAACGAUGAGAAGGCCAGUUUAUUAUGCAAAUCCAAGAACACCUCCAAGAAAAUCAAAUCAAGUAGUAUUGGUAAAGCCAGUAAUAGUAGUAAAUCCUGUAAUAAAACCAGGUAACCGACCAAGACCUUCAACACAAGGAAGACCAUUUGGUUAUAGAUAUUCACAACAUCCAUUAGGACAACAAACACACCACUAUUAUAAUUAUCCACAUCCUCAACAUCCAUCUGCGCCACAAACACAACAUCAUUAUAACUAUCCACAUCCUCAACAUCCAUUUGCGCAACCAACACAACAUCAUUAUAACUAUCCACAUCCUCAACAUCCAUUUGCCCAACAAACACAACAUCAUUAUAACUAUCCACAUCCUCAACAUCCAUUUGCGCCACAAACACAACAUCAUUUUAACUAUCCACAUCCUCAACAUCCAUUUGCGCAACCAACACAACAUCAUUAUAACUAUCCACAUCCUCCACAUCCGUUUGCGCAACAAACACAACAUCAUUAUAACUAUCCACAUCCUCAACAUCCAUUUGCGCAACAAACACAACAUUAUUAUAACAAUCCAUAUACGCAACAAUCACCGGAUAGACUGAGACGACCAAACUUUAACUAUCCAUAUCACUAUCCAGUACAAGAACCAAUAAUGCAAAGAACGCCAUAUUCUAACUACAAACGUGUGCUGUCAGAACCAAUAAAACGAAGAGAUGAACAUGGUAAUUACCAAUAUUCAUUGGAGCAUGGAAUGGAAGGAAGGAACCCAUCAUAUACCUAUCCAUACUAUCAUGCAGAAAGACUAGAAUCAAGGAACCCAUAUAGUACCAAUCCAUCUCAUCAAAAUGGUCGUAAAGCACGGGGAAAACAAUAUUUCGACGAUCCAUAUUAUCACAAAAAUCAAAAAUAUCACAGAAUUCCAAUUGAAAACUAUGAUUAUCAAUCAGAAAACUCAAUAGCACAAUCUACACCAUUAAAUAAUAUCUCAUCUUUACCACCAAAACCUGUAACGCGAAAAGAUUGCCUUUAUGGUGCCUGCGUGCGGGCAGUACAGAAAGUCAUACAACCGCUAAAAACGAUAAUACCAAAAAAAUCCUUUCGUUUUUUCUCAUCAGCGUCAAAAAAAGUCAUAUACUAG
Ceratosolen solmsi marchali is the source of this 2724-nucleotide messenger RNA. RefSeq lists its product as uncharacterized. The record is from RefSeq and is a predicted model, not a curated record. The transcript is spliced from 4 exons. Lineage: Eukaryota; Metazoa; Arthropoda; Insecta; Hymenoptera; Agaonidae. Bases 1 to 2724 code for a protein of 907 amino acids.